Molecule: messenger RNA, 3704 nt
Organism: Trichechus manatus latirostris (Florida manatee)
Lineage: Eukaryota; Metazoa; Chordata; Mammalia; Sirenia; Trichechidae
Gene: DNAJB7
Product: DnaJ heat shock protein family (Hsp40) member B7
Molecular function (GO): Hsp70 protein binding
Source: RefSeq, a predicted model, not a curated record
AAGACUAUGGCAAAAACAAUUUUAGUAUAGAAGACAGAAACCAGACGGGUGUGUGCCCAAGAGAGAAAGGAUGUAAGGAAGCACAGAAAUGAGUAGAGACAACACUUUUGAGAAGUUUUGUUGUGAAAGAAAUCAGAGAAUGGGGCGAGGGGUUGAGAAAAGCAAAAUAAUCCCAGAAGCCAGUCCUCCUGUUACACUUUUAUACUCUAUUGAAAUUUUUUUUUCCAAAGUGCUUCUUCCAAUUGUGAGUUCUUUGAAAGCAGAAUUUCCUGUUUUCUAACUCCUGUGUCAUGGCUCUCAGUACGUGUUUCUGGACUGUCUAGAACUUAGGACUCUGAAGUCCUAGUACAAGAAAUCUGAUAGAGUGGAAAGAGCAGAAAUGGAAUUAGACAGACUCAACUUUAAAUAUCAGAUUUUCCACUAACAAGCUAUGUAACCUUAGGCAAAUUACUUUUAUCUCUCAGAACCUCAGUUUUCUCAUGGGCAUAAAUUCUUUAUUUUGCUGGAAUGCUGUGGCAAAUGAAAAACUGUAAUAAAUCACUUAGUACAGUGUCUCCCCCUAACAGGGUGCUCAAAUAAAGUUCAAUAUUAUUAUUACUGUCAUUUUCAUAGCAGGCAGAUGUAAUCAGGUGUAUAUCACACAUACAGGCAUACAUGUAAGUGUAUGUACUAAGAGAAGUAAAAUUAACUAAGUUUUAAGAAUUUCACUACAUGUGUUACAGUAUCAAACUUUAGGUGGGCAAACAUGCCAUCAUUUCAAAUGACAAACCACUGGCAUGCAGAAAGCUUGCAUAUUAGGCUACUUCCUCCAGGAAGCCUUCCCUGAUAUCCCAUCUGGCUUAGGUGUCUCUCAUAUGAUUGAUUUGCACCCAGCACUUUCUCCUUUAUAUCCCAAAUAUUGUAAUCGCCUUGUUUGUAUCCCCGACCAAACUGUGUCUCUUGACUGACAUAAACAAAUGUCAACUACUUGAAUACUUUUUUCACCUAGUUCACCAAUUUUUCACAUUUUUCCAAACCAAAACAUGGUAAGUUACCUAGGCCCAGUAACCUAGAGGUUAUAUGAUCCAAGGGGAAUGUGGUGGCCAUUAGCAACAGGUCUCAUUGUUUUAUGAGGCAUUGUCUGAGACUUCCAAGGAAAUAUAGGGGAAAUAGUCCAGGGGUUCAAGAUGGUCUGGUAUGACUCUGGACUAGCUCCAUUUGGAAGGUUGAGUCCCUACCUUAACCCCAGAAUGACACCAUAAUGCUGCCCUCACUGACAUAAGCAUGUAACCCUGCUUGCCACAUAAUCAGUAUCCUAACAUCUCCUAGCAUUGGUCCAUGGUAAUGACCUUAUGUUUAAUGUAAACAGUGACUAGUUGCAGUCACUGCCUCUACCACCACCACCAGCAGAGCCUGAGCUGAGAGGAACCAGAGUCCUCGCUACCCAGAGCACCCCUUUCCAAUAACCUGUUAAAACAUGGUGGAUUACUAUGAAGUUCUAGGAGUACAGAGAUAUGCUUCACCUGAGGACAUUAAAAAGGCUUAUCACAAAGUGGCUCUUAAAUGGCACCCUGAUAAAAAUGCAGAAAAUAAAGAAGCAGCAGACAGAAGAUUUAAAGAAGCAGCUGAGGCAUACGAGGUGUUAUCAAAUGUUGAAAAACGAGACAUUUAUGAUAAAUAUGGCAAAGAAGGAUUAAAUGGUGGAAGUGGAAGUCAUUUUGAUGAUCCUUGUGAGAACAGCUUCAGAGUCUGUAGGCCAGACAAUGUUUUUAAAGAAUUUUUUGGUCAAAGGAACCCAUUUUCGUUUGACUUCUUUGAAGACUCACUUGAGGACCUUUUAAAUACUCCAAGACGCCCCUAUGGAAGCAGAAGCAGCAGAGGUGCAGAAUCUUUUUUGUCUACCUUUAGUGAAUACCCAGCUUUUGAGAGUAGAUUUUCUUCCUAUGAUAGAGGAUAUACAUCAUCUGGUUCACUGGGGCAUGAGGGCCAUACUUCAUUCUCUUCCAUGACAUUCGAUGAUAACGGGAUGGGCAACUACAUAUGUGUUACAACUUCAGGUAAGACAGUUAAUGGCGGAAAUAUCAAUGUAAGGAGAAUAACUGAGAAUGACCAAGAAAGAGAAGAAGUUGAAGACGAUGGUGAGUUGAAGUCCUUCCUGAUAAAUGGUAUGGCAGAUGAAGAGGGCUUUGCAGAAGAAUGCAGCUGGAGAAGACAGUCAUUCAGCAACUAUUCAUCAAAUUCCUGCAGUUCCAAACAUGUAGUACCUCAGUAUACUUUUGUAGACAAUGAUGAGCAAGGUAUACCUUGGGUCACGAACAGCUGGGAUCCCUCCAUUUUCUCAGCAAGAUUCAAAGAAGGUGGUAAGAGAAAAAAAAAGAAGCAUAAAGAGGUGAAGAAAUCAACCAAAAGGAAGAGCUAAAUUGACUCUUCCGACACAUUAUGUUCAUAUAACAUUUGAACAUGACUUUGCGUGUUUUGGUUUAUCAGUUUUGUAGAUAACAUUUAUUAUACUAAGAUUAUAUUUUUAACAUUGUUAGCAGGACUGUGGACAUUUGGACAGUAGUUGUUUGGACUAGGUAUGUCAAAAAAGAUGAGUUUGUGUUACGAAUUUGGAAAGCAGCAAAGAUUUUUUUUCUACUUAAGUUUUGGGCUAAAUAUUUCAAUGUCAUAGAAAUUUUCUUUUGUAAAGUUUAGGAUCUACGUUAUUCCUUUAAGAAGGCCUGGUGGUGCAGUGGUUAAAGUAUUCGACUGCUAACUGAAAAGGUCAGUGGUUUGAAACCACCAGCAGCUCCAUGGGGGAAAGACGGGCAGCCUGCUUCCAUACAGAUUUACAGCCUUGGAACCCUAUGGGGUCGCUAUGAGUCAGAAUCAACUUGACUGCAGUGUGUUUGUUUUGGUUAUUCGUUUUAAUUAAUUAAACCAUUUUACGAAGUUAAAAAAUAUUUAUAGCAUUAACAAAAAAAAAAAACAAAAAACAACCCCACUGCCACUGAGUCAAUUUUGACUCAGUGACCCCACAGGACAGAGUAGAACUGCCCCAUAGGGUUUGAACCAUCAACCUCUCCGUUAGCAGCCAAGUGUUUUAACCAUUGUGCCAAAAAUGCACACAAUUUCAAACUAUACAGCUAUUCAUGGAAUGAUUUUUUUUCCCAAUGGAGGCAGGAGCGUUUGACAUGUACCUUAAAGAUACUAUAAAAAAUGAAAUAUGAAGCAUUUCCUUUACAUUAAAAAUAGCCAGACUUAACCUGGAUUUCUCAGACAAGCCUGGCUGUAUCAUGUGUGUCAGGGUAUCAGUAAAUCAUUCCAGACAGGAAACUUUCUAUUUUUGUUUGGAUACGUACACAGGAUCUACAAAUACCACACUCUACAAUAUCACCUUUAACCAUUCUAAUUUAGGAUCACGCUGGGAGAAAAACAGAUGAGUUACAUAUAAAUCAGAUAUUGAGCAAGUGGUUUGUGCUAAAUGUUUACAUACAUUUGUUUUUUUAAACCAAAUUACUUUGAUGUCAACAUUACUUCUCAGCUUCCUGUAAAUUACUUCAAAAUACAUUGCUUCAAAGCCUUUUAUUUUUAUUCAUUCUUUCGUUUAAUCAACGUAUUUUCAGAGCACCUACUAUUUGCCAAGAAGUGUUCCUAGUGGUUGGAUACAGUAAGGAACAAGUCAGCAAAAAUCUUAGCCCUCCCAGGGCUGUGGGGAAUGGUCUCGGGGAACAUCUAGCUCAAUU